AGCUCUUCGCGCAGGUUCAACAGCUCUCACUCUCACACAGCGACUCGGUAGAGGCAAAGGGGAAACGUUUGUGGACACUUGACAGCUUCCAGAGGCUGCUAUGACAUCUCGCAGGUGGUUCCACCCCAACAUCACCGGAAUCGAGGCAGAGCAGCUCCUGUUGACCCGGGGCGUCCACGGCAGUUUCCUGGCCAGGCCCAGCAAGAGCAACCCGGGGGAUUUUACCCUCUCUGUCAGGCGCAACGAUGAGGUGACCCACAUUAAGAUCCAGAACCAGGGUGACUACUACGACCUGUACGGAGGCGAGAAGUUUGCCACGCUGGCCGAGCUGGUGCAGUAUUACACAGAGCAACAGGACCUCUUGCGCGAGAGGAACGGCCAUGUCAUCGAGCUCAAGUACCCACUCAACUGCAAGGACCCCACCUCUGAGAGGUGGUACCAUGGGCACCUCUCUGGGCGAGAUGCAGAGAAGCUGCUCACAGACAAAGGCAAAGCCGGAAGCUUCCUGGUACGGGAGAGCCAGAGUAAACCAGGUGACUUCGUACUCUCGGUUCUCACCAAUGAGGAGAAACACGAGAACCUGGACCGCAAGACCAAGGUCACCCACGUUAUGAUACGCUACCAGCAGGACGGUAAAUAUGAUGUGGGCGGCGGGGAGAGGUUCGACACUCUGGCUGACCUGGUGGAUCACUACAAGAAGAACCCCAUGGUGGAGAAAAGUGGCAUCGUAGUGCAUCUAAAACAGCCCUUUAACGCCACGAGGAUAAAUGCAGCCAACAUUGAGAACCGGGUACGAGAGCUCAACAAAGUGGCAGACAACUCUGAGAAACCCAAACAAGGAUUCUGGGAAGAAUUUGAGGUACUUCAGCAGCAGGAGUGCAAACUGCUGUAUCCCCGGAAAGAAGGCCAGAAGCCAGAAAACAAGAGUAAAAACAGAUACAAGAAUAUCCUCCCCUUCGACACAACUCGGGUGGAGCUCAGGGAAGCAGAUCCAGAUUCUGCUGGUUCAGACUACAUCAAUGCCAACUACAUCAGAAGUGUGCAUGAAGACGGGCACCACGUAGAUGAGGGCAAAGUCUUCAUCGCCACCCAAGGGUGCCUACAGAACACGGUCGUGGACUUCUGGAAGAUGUUGUAUCAGGAGAACACACACGUCAUCGUCAUGACCACGAAGGAGAUGGAGCGAGGGCGGAACAAAUGUGUCCGUUACUGGCCCGACCUGCUCUGCACUAAGGAGUUUGGGAAGGUGCUGGUGAGGAACGUGGAUGAGCGGCCGGCGCAGGACUACAUCCUGAGGAAGCUGGAGGUGACCCGUCUCGACCGGAAGGAGCCUCUGAGGUACAUGUGGCACUACCAGUACCUAAGCUGGCCAGACCACGGUGUGCCCAACGAGCCAGGCGGGGUCCUCUGGUUCCUGGAGGAGGUCAACCGCACCCAGAGCAGCAUUCCAGACACUGGACCCAUCGUCGUCCACUGCAGUGCAGGCAUCGGCAGGACAGGCACCAUUAUCGUCAUUGACAUCCUUAUUGACAUUAUUAACCGCCAAGGUCUAGAUUGUGACAUCGACGUCCCUAAGACCAUCCAGAGGGUACGGCAGCAGCGGUCGGGCAUGGUGCAGACAGAAGCCCAGUAUAAGUUCAUCUACAUGGCUGUGCAGCAGUACAUAGACACGGCCCAGAAAAGACUGGAGGAGGAGCAGAGGAAUAAGCUGAAGGAGAGGGAAUAUUCCAAUAUCAAAUAUCCCCAGAUGACCAACUCGAGGUCCAAAUCCAACAUGACGUCCUCGCGCUCUUCUUCUGUGAUGACAAAUGAUGAUGCAUCGAGUGUGUACGAGAACAUAAACUUUAAAAGCCCUCAGACGUCUUUUAGCAGCAACACCAGGAGGUAAAACCAUCGCUGUCGACCUCCACAUGGCUCUGUCUAAUCCCUUUUCAGCGGAGGUGUCGCUUCAUCAGCGCCUGAAGUCCCUCUGGGGGAGGAGAGAGUGAGUCGCUCUGCCUACACCCAGCAUCGGUGCACCCUGCCUGGGCUGCACGCUGCAAGCAGACCCCCUUUCUCCUGCUGGACCGAGUCUAACCUUACCCUCCGUAGAGAGGAUGACUCCACAGCAUAAUGAUCACGCUCAGGGCCCUCCCCCCUUUCUCCCCCCACUUCCUCUCUCUUUCUCAACAAGUGCCUUGACUCGGGAUGUGUCUGUACUCCCUCUAAAUCGUGCUGUUACACCUCAACUUUUACCACUUUUCCAAAUUCUGGAAAUCAAAGUUGAUGUGAGAAGUUUUUCCUUUGUGUGACGGAAAGUUAGGCCUGAAUUGAACAGAACUGUAUGGGACCCGAGGAGGGGUCAAUGCUAAGCUGUUCGUCCGCUCGAUGCCAGAAUUCACUUUCGCUAUCCCUUUUUCUCCGUCUUUCAUUUGAGCUUAAGACUGUUUUUCGGCAUUGUGUCCCUCCAGCUGCGGCAGUCAUUAUUGUGGCCGCUGAGUGAUGGCAGGGACAGUUAUGUAACCUGCUGAAGAACCCUUAGGCACAGGUCAAGGGCAAACCAGCCCUUUCCUCCAAAAAGUUUAACAGGAUAAAUUCAGGUUUUAAAAAAAGGUAUUUCUUAAAGAGUUGUAUGGCAUGAAAUCUUCUGCAUAUGCAAACCAGCUGUUCUGUGCUCUGUGAGAAUUCCAGGUCAUCAUUUGGACAAAUUGAUCCGCCCUCUCUGUCAUGGCCCACAGCUGCUCCCACUUUAGUAUAAACUCAAUCAUGAAAAAGUCUGUCCUACUAAUCACACUAUGUUCAUUAUUUCAUUAAUUCUGGACAUUUGUGUAACCUAUGAGAUUUAUACAUGUAUAAAGAGUCAUUAUGGUGGAAGAGAUCAGGGUUCAGCACUGUCUGAGCAGUGUCCACAGCGCUGUAGUUAGAUUUAUCGAUCGAUUGUAAUAGCGGUCCACAUUUGACAGGAAACGAGUGGAAAGGAUUCCUGAAUGGCUGUUUGGCGUCGCGCUUGGCCGACCGCCGUCUCUCAGCUUCGUUUUGACUGGCUGUCCUCGUAAAUCAGCGGGUCUGAUGCAGUUCAACAUCUGUCGGAGGAGAUGGUCACAAGGAGACGAGGGAAAAGGGGCCGAUUACGGCGCGGGCCAGAUGGCCAUCUGCCUGAGAUUGAAGAAUAGAUUUGUCUCCGAAAAGUAAUUUGGAAGAUGGACGUAAUCCAGGCUUGAUGAUAGCGGGGCGAGUAAGCCCACGUCACUGAUGCGAUAACGAAGACUGUGGUGCCGUGAAGCACUGAGCCCUCUGCACCGUCUGCCAGAUUGUUUGCUAUUUAUAGCCUCCAGGAUCAGCACCAAAAGAUCCUGCUCAAAUACAAGUGCAGAAGCAUUGAAAUCUGACCCAAAGUAUUUAAAAAGGAACCACUUGAUCAUCCAACCAAGUCCUUAAAAAAAACGAAACUAGACAAAAUCAGCAAUUAAUGAGCGCUCAGACCAUCUUUCUCAACAGUGAUGUUUGCGAACCAGGUCAGGGACGCUCACUUUUCUUCACUCAUUCAUUGGCCAGUUUCUGCUGCUGUGGCCUCUAAAUAUAUUUGAAUAAAUAUCGUAAAUACAGUGCAUAACAAAAUGAACUGAAGUAGUAGUCAGACACUGCACUGUAAUAAACUGUAAUUUGAUACCGUUGACAUGUGCGGGAUAUUAAAAUAAAGGCACAGAGCCGCAGCAGCUACUCUGUGUGAGUUCUGUUUUAAAAUAAUAACUUUAUUAGAGUUUCAGCUGAAACUUCUGUCCCUCUAGUAUUUUCCCUCAGCGUUGAGAGUUUUCCCGCCAUAAACUGCUGCAAGUGUAUUCCAAUGGUUGAUUCCUUAUGUGAAUAAAAGCUAUGUUUUAUGAAAUGUGUGGCAUUGAUGCCCUGUGUCAGUGAAGGCCGAUGUCUGUCUGAAGGUAUGCUGCACCGCUCGAUGUACUUGGGUAAAAUCUGGACAAUGAAGAUGUUUGUAUUCUUCAGUUUGUUUUCCUUUUGUCCUUUUUCUUCUGAUCUGUGAUCUCUGUCUGAUGAAUGAAUUUCAUGGGUUUUGUUUCUGUGUUUCUGAACCAUCUUGCGCUGUGGAUAAUUUAGAUUUUUAUUGUAUUUCACUUUGCCUCUAUGGGUCAAACUUGUUUUUUAAUGAUAUGGUGAAACAUCAAUACUUGAAAGUGUGAAACUGCUGAAUCUUUGGCCUGUGUGUGUGGAUGUCUGUCGGCUGUGGGAGUAUUUUUGGUAGUGCGCUAGACUUUUAAGUGUUAGUUUUUUUCUUUUCGUUUCAUUUCAAAUGGUAUUUCUAAUUGGUCGUUUUAUCCACUCUUGCAUUUUGUAAUGUGUCUGAAUUGUUAUAUUUUUGGUGUAAUUUCACCUUUGAGUACAUUUUGAGUUGAACCGGCUUACGUGAAGGUAUGCAGUAGUCACACGGUAUUUGCUUUUCUGCUCGUCCUCUUACUUUUACUUGAACAUGAUGUCUUUUUGUUUUUGAUUCCUUGUUUCUGUUGGUCGCAGUAUGCCUGAAGUGAGUAGUGGUGUACUCCCAUGUUGUUCCCCCUUCUCCCCCUCUUCUUGCACUGGCUCUGCCCAGACGCCUUUCUGCUGUAUAGGCUGCAAAUGCUGAUGCAAUGAGCUGCCAGAAAUGGCAACAAAAUGGUUUAUUAUCAUAUAGUUUAAUAAAAAUCUAUGAUGGCACUAUG
Messenger RNA from Eleginops maclovinus (Patagonian blennie), 4688 nucleotides. RefSeq names its product protein tyrosine phosphatase non-receptor type 11b (gene ptpn11b). Gene Ontology annotation, molecular function: cell adhesion molecule binding; receptor tyrosine kinase binding; non-membrane spanning protein tyrosine phosphatase activity. The transcript is spliced from 16 exons. Gene Ontology annotation, biological process: protein dephosphorylation; positive regulation of ERK1 and ERK2 cascade. The record is from RefSeq and is a predicted model, not a curated record. Gene Ontology annotation, cellular component: cytoplasm. The coding region runs from base 101 to 1888 and encodes 595 amino acids. NCBI's taxonomy places the organism in Eukaryota, Metazoa, Chordata, Actinopteri, Perciformes, Eleginopidae.